Molecule: messenger RNA, 348 nt
Organism: Mucor mucedo
Lineage: Eukaryota; Fungi; Mucoromycota; Mucoromycetes; Mucorales; Mucoraceae
Exons: 3
Coding region: 1-348 (115 amino acids)
Source: RefSeq, a predicted model, not a curated record
AUGUUUAGCAGGAACGAAGGGAAAAAACUUGUCAAGUCACAAACUGACUCGACAAGUUCCCAUAUUAUAACUGUGGAUUCUUUCUACGUACCUGGCUUGGAUGACACCUUGUGUCACAAUUUAAAAAAAUGUGCACUAUUAAUGUCGAAACCUGUCAAAAGAAACGAAAGACAAGGAUGUAUCAGUAAGUUGAUCAAGGAUUUUUCGUUGGUCAAGAAACUCGAGAACAUAAUCGAUGAAGGGAAGGUUGAUGAUGACACUGAUGAAAAAACAUCAUCAACCUUUACCUUGAUUUUAUGCUUUGGGUGUGUGGUUCAUUGUAGCCAACAGCCUACCUCCAUUGAAUAA